CGAUCACAACUAUUGCUGGAGAAACUGUAUUGCUGUAAAGAGCUUUCUGGAAGUUUCUUUAUUCUAGACUUAUCUGAACUUGGGAAACAGCACUCACAAUAGACAGCUCCACCAUUGGCCAUGUCGUACAUCAACACACCAGCCAAGUUUGCCUUUGGCUCAUAUGACUAUGCAUGCAAUCAACUAGCAAUGCCACUAUGUCCACUAGUGGGCUCUUCCAGUGUAGAACCAAUAUGCUAUUCCCGUAAUGUAGAAGUGGCCAGUACUCUUGUUUUUGAGCCUGCUACUCUGAUGAUCCAUUUAGUUGCUUUGGUCAUGACCUCUAUCAUGAUUUUUCAUAUCAAGUCAAAGUACACGGCUGUGGGCCGCAAGGAAAUUGUUCUUUUCUUUUAUCUCUAUGCUGCUACAAUCCUAGUCGAAUUCUUUGUUCUUUCUGGCAUUAUUCCCACAUCUUUUAAUGGAUACCUUUACUUUGUGGCUGCGCAUAUUGGAUUGGGAAUGGCUACUCUUUGGGCACUCUUUGUUAAUGGGUUUGUUCCCUUUCAAUGGAUCGAAGAUGGCACUCGACUUUCUCUUUGGACUCUUCGUAUUUCCUCUAUAGUUAUUUUUUGUGUUAGCUUCUUUAUCAGUAUCGCAACAUUCCAAAGCGUUGCUGGGUUUUCAAAAACGAAUCCUACCUUCUUGUGGAUCUGGUACUUUGUCUUUGGUGGCGCGUUUGUCUUCAUCUACAUUGCUUGCCAAGUCUCGGUUGUGAUCACUUCUCUUGAAGACCGCUGGCCACUGGCAGACAUUUCCUUUGGUGUUGUCUUUUUCAUUGCUGGACAGGUUUUCAAUUUUGCUCUUAGUCCCCAAAUCUGCGAGUUGACAAAACAUUAUGUGGAUGGUACAUUUUUUGGCACCAUAUUUACACUGCUGAGUGUCAUGAUGGUGUACAAAUUUUGGGAUUCAAUCACCAAGGAAGACUUGGAGUUUAGCGUUGGAGGAAAAGGAAAUAACUGGGAGAUUCAUGAUCCCCUUUUGGGAGAUUCGGCCAUGGCUUCGUUUGCCAAGGGAAAUGAUCCAGUUCCGCAUAGAUAACUUAAGGUUUUAAUUAUGUAUUUUGAGUUUCGUUCUUUGUGAUGCUCGGCAUGAUAUUGUCCUGGUUGCUGGAGCAGUCACCGCACUGGUUUGUUUUCCAUUUCUUUUCCAUUCAAGUCUUAUUUUUUACUUCAGUGCGAGGUGGGCCAUUUUUUUUCAAGUUGUGAAUAGGUUAGCAAUAAUAUUUGGAAAUAUUUCCU
Batrachochytrium dendrobatidis JAM81 is the source of this 1277-nucleotide messenger RNA. RefSeq lists its product as uncharacterized. The record is from RefSeq and is a predicted model, not a curated record. The transcript has 4 exons. Gene Ontology annotation, biological process: protein folding. The coding region runs from base 121 to 1077 and encodes 318 amino acids. Gene Ontology annotation, cellular component: endoplasmic reticulum membrane. Lineage: Eukaryota; Fungi; Chytridiomycota; Chytridiomycetes; Rhizophydiales.